CUUGGAGCGUAGUACAGCGCUUUGUAUUGCACCAUUCCCUAUGUCUCUCGCAAAGCGCGGCUCCCGGUUAAUUCUGCAGCGUGCGGGGAAGGGAGGGAGGAGGGUGCUAGACUUGCUCGUUCACGGCAGCCUCACUUCUUUACAGUAUUUCAGCGAGAGUUGGCCAGCACUGGGGGAGUGAGCGGCAGAGACGUACAACGAAACGGAGGAAGCGUGCGUGUCCGCGUGGAUUGCACCACCGCAUCCUCUACGCUGAACAUGCAACCAGCCAUGCUUUGAACUGCCGCGCCAGUCCCACCCGCUUUCGGCAUACAUUGCAUUUUUAUUUUAUAUCGCUAUAUCGUCUACGUUUGCUCUGACGGUAGUUAAGAAGAGAUAGUAACAUCGGUGAUGGCAUUGGUAAUGGAACCUAUAAGUAAAUGGACACCCAAGCAAGUACUGGACUGGAUGAAAGGCCUGGACGACUGCCUCCAGCAGUACAUCAAGAACUUUGAGCGGGAGAAGAUCAACGGGGAGCAGCUCCUGCACAUCACACACCAGGAACUUGAGGAGUUGGGCGUCACCAGGAUCGGGCACCAGGAGCUCAUCUUGGAGGCCGUGGACCUACUGUGUGCAUUGAACUAUGGGCUGGAGACGGAGAACCUGCGAACGCUGUCCCACAAGCUGAACUCGUCCGCCAAGAACCUGCAGAACUUCAUCACUGGCCGACGACGCGGGGGCCACUAUGAUGGCAGAGCCUCACGACGCCUACCCAACGACUUCCUCACCUCAGUGGUGGACCUCAUCGGGGCAGCCAAGAACCUGCUAGCCUGGCUGGACAGGUCUCCGUUCGUCAGCGUGACAGAGUACUCACUGUUGAAGAACAACAUUGUGCAGCUGUGUCUGGAGUUAACCACCAUUGUGCAACAGGACUGCACUGUCUACGAGACGGAGAACAAAAUCCUUCAUGUGUGUAAAACCCUGUCUGGGAUAUGUGACCACAUCAUCUCACUGUCCUCUGACUCGCUGGUGUCGCAGUCUGCCCACCUGGAGGUGGUACACCUGACCAACAUCAUGCCCACAGAGGGUCUGGGGAUGUACAUCAAGUCCACCUAUGACGGGCUGCAUGUCAUUACAGGCACCACCGAGAACUCUCCUGCUGACCAGUGCAAGAAGAUCCACGCUGGAGACGAGGUCAUCCAGGUCAACCAUCAGACUGUGGUGGGCUGGCAGCUGAAGAACUUGGUCAACGCUCUCAGAGAGGACCCCAGUGGCGUCAUCCUCACCCUGAAGAAGAGGCCACAGAAUACCCUAACCUCUGCCCCCGCCUUGCUCAAGAAUGCUCGCUGGAAACCCCUGGCUCUCCAGCCCAUCCCAACCAGUCCCAACAGCGACUCCACCACCCCGACCAGCACCAUGGGCAUGUCUUCCAAGAUGGAUGGGUCCAACAUGCAUGAUGUCUUCAUCCUGUCCCCCGUUUCUGGGCUCUAUGGUGCCAGGGAUGAGAUGGGCAUUAUGUCAUGCGAUGACAUCAGCAAGUACGGCGUGGCCAAGUCGAGCAUGAAGAGCUCCGACUCCCCAAGCUACUACCUCGACCACGAGAGCGGCAAGUACUACACGGUGAUGGAAGGCGAGGGCCCGCCACUGGGCCCCGAAUACGACCGGGGCCGCUCCACCAGCGUCCGCCGGAGAGAUAAGACCCCCACUCACGGUGACCUCAGACCCGUUUCCAUGCCGACGGAGUACAACUGGAUGCCGGAAACAAGAGAGUCCCAUGUAUACAAGAGAGGUAGCCGAGACUCCGAAAGCUCCCUGCUGCAUUACCUGAGCGACGACAAGAUUCUGGUCAUCCAGGAGGACCCCGAUAUCCCCCGCGACUGCAAGCGGGACACGGGCCGGCGUGCGCGCAAGAAGGGCAAGAGCCCCAGCAGCCCCAACUACCCAAUCAGCCCCACCCUGCUGGCCUCCACUGUUAGACUGGACUCAGGACCCCCUGAGGGGCUACCCUUCCCACUGCCCGAAAAUAACACUGUGCCAUUUUAUCACAGAGCCGGGGACACACUGCGGCCAGAAGCUGACCGGUAUCCCAGCUCUGGCCUUGAGAGACAAGGUGGUGCAUCUAUGAGGAAGUCUUUUCAUUAUGCUUCCCUGAGAACUAAAACCAAAAAGAGGACCAAAGGUUCUUUGACAGUCGGAAGCCGCAGGCGUAUCUCCUGCAAGGACCUGGGCCACGGAGAUUGUGAAGGCUGGCUGUGGAAGAAGAAGGACGCCAAGGGCUACUUCACUCAGAAGUGGAAGAAGUACUGGUUCAUUCUGAAGGACUCCUCGCUGUACUGGUACACCAACCAGAACGAUGAGAAAGCAGAGGGGUUUAUCAGCCUGCCCGAGUUCAGGAUAGACAGAGCGAUCGAGUGCAGGCGGAAAUUUGCCUUCAAAGCCUGUCACCCCAAAAUCAAGAGCUUCUUCUUUGCCACUGACUGUUUGGAGGAGAUGAACAGGUGGAUGAACCGGCUCGGACUGGCAGCUAUAGGCUACACACCUGAUGACAAGGUGUCUCGCCCAGAUGAAGAUUACUGGAGCGAAAGUGACCAGGAUGACAUUGACGGGUCUAUGACCCUCAAGCAAGAAGGUCCCUCUUCACUGUGUGAAACAUACCACCGAACUCCCUCUGUGAACUCCUCCAGCCCCUUCCCGGAGUCUAAGCACGGACGCCAUUUCUCCAGCGAGUCCACAUACUCGCAGUCAUCGGCGGAAGACUCGCGGCCCGAUGUGGCAGGCAGCACUCACUCGUCUGGCUGCCGCUCCACGCACCGCGAGCGCCGGUCCUGGCAAGACCUGAUCGAGACGCCCCUGACCAGCUCGGGCCUACACUUCCUGCAGACGGUGCCGGCUGAAGCCGAGAGCGUAUAUGGGGCGGCAGUAACAGCAGGCAUUGGGGGCGGCGGGGGGCGUCUCCCCAUGUCACCCGAGCGCCGGCGCCAGGCCACACUGCCCGUGCAACGGCGGCACCACCAAGACCGCGAUGGACCCUUCCCACUAGCGGGCAGCGAGGAGUACGGGCCACACACUCACCGCCGUGCCCACAAGCAGCGUAGCCAGAGCCUGCCCCGGAACCGCGAGAUACGGGGCCCCAGGGGCGUGCUGCACCCUGCUGGGCCCUCGGAGGAGAAAAGUGAAGACGAUGAGGUGCCUUUCUUCAAGCACAAAGCCGAGUCACGGCACGAUGAGCGUGACGGAGAGGCUCCCGACGGGCUGCGGGAGCUGUACCGCUCCCUGGAGCAGGCCAGCCUGUCCGCAUUUGGCGAGCCACGACCCACCACCAAGCAGGAGUAUCGGAGGGCCUUCGUGAAGCGCUGCAAUGACCCCGUCGUCAACGAGAAGCUACAUCACAUCCGCGCCUUGCGUAGCACGCUCAAGGCCAAAGAAGGGGAGCUAGCCAUCAUCAGCCAAGUUCUCGAAGACCCCAAGUUGACCUCCAAGAAGUUCCGAGACUGGAAGCAACGGCACCAUGAGCUGUUCCUGGACAUCUGCGAGUUCGGGCCAGGCAACAAUGGCACCCCAGAACUCUCACCCCUGGCCCCACCCCUCAUGACGCACACCCAUUCCUUCAUCGAGACCCAUGUGUGAGAUGGCGGGGGUCAUGGGAAGAUGGGAUGGUAUGGAACCCCCCAUCCCAGUCUUCUGAUCCCAUCAGCCUCCACCACUGUUCUGACCCUCUUCACAUAUCCUCCACGCCCACCACCCUCACACCAAAAUAAUGACCAGUCAACCACUGUAAUAUGUGUAAAUACUGUACUGGGAGCAAACAGAAGUAAAUGCUUUGGAUUAAAUGAAGAACAGCCCAAAGGUGGCAUACUGCAUGUCUGAAGAAGAGAGUAUUACCCUUCAGUAGUCUUCUGAACUGGGAACAUAAAACGAAAAAAAAAAUGAAUGAACUACAGGAUAAUGGAGAUUAUAUUUUUAUUUGAUCGUUUUAUUUUUUACGUACUGUCUUUUAGUUGUAUUCAUUUAUUUUUUUAUUGUUUGAGCUGCAAGUAGAAGGAGCAAUGUAGCAGUAUGAUGGAAAAAAAUACCAUUUUCACAUGGAGCUUCUUCAUGAAGGCAUUUUCUCCUCGGUACUUCGGUGCCAAGCAUCGCAAACCACGGCUAGGCAAAAAUAUACGGGCAGAAACAAACGUUUUUCGUGAGGUAAUAGACGGUUGAUAGGAGGAAGACCAGACACGUAAAUCCGAUGUGAGAAAAAGAAAAGUCACAUGCACGCCUUAGAUAUGAAACUUCCGGGCAGUUUUCUGUUAAUUCUCACGUGAAAGUAAAACCUGCAUUUACCAGGAUAAAAAUAUACAAAAAAACCUUAAUGACCUUAAUUUUGCAUAGAAACAGCCACUGUUGAAAACUGUGAACUAUCCUUGUGAAUGCAAUCUAUACUGUAGAUUCUGUCUGCGGAAUCUUUCAGCAUAAUUUCCUGUUUAUAGAAAAAAAGUUUUAAAAACUUUAAAAAAAUGAAUGAAAGAAAGACCAUGCACAUUUUUGUUCUUGGUUACAUGUUGCAGUAACGUGCAGUUAGCUUAGGGGGCUAGCGGAGUCCUCGAUUUGGGCUGAACUCAGGUUCUGUGGUUCCGACCCCUUCUUGGUUCGGUACUCCUCCCGAUCGCUCUUGCCGGGUGUGUCGGUCACAUUUGUGCAGUUUUUGGGACCUGGUAACCUUAGCCAUGAGUGAGCGGGACGGCCAGGAAACAAAGGCUGGGGGGAGACGCCAUGUUGUAUCUGCGCGUUCGUUUUACUUGGGCUUUUUUAAAGCAAGGCAAGAAAUGCACUACGUAGAAUGCACUUUCAUUUACCGCAACGUGACGUGACCUCCAGGCAACGCGAGGCUCCCGCGAAAUUAAUUUGUUAUUUGCAUAGCAGUACUGUUACCAGUACUAAAAAUGUUGUUGACCCCACCCCCCAUUCACAGUCUGACUAGAAAAACAACGUAUUUCAAGUCUCGGUGUCUGCAAAUAUAUUCACUUUAACUUGCUUAAAAAGAUAUAUAUUUAAAAAGAAUUACUUAAAAAUAUUCAUAAUUGCAUAUUCAUAGAUUUGAAAUAGCAUCUAUUUUAAAUUUGCAUAUCAUAUUUUCAGGUAGCUGUUUUUGUGUUCUAUACUAAUAUUUAAUGUAGUAGGAUUAACCUGAGUUUAAACUACAGUGACUCCCUGUAUGAAGAGGGAUGAACGCUAAUCUGUAAACACACACACACACACACACACA
Molecule: messenger RNA, 5227 nt
Organism: Brienomyrus brachyistius
Lineage: Eukaryota; Metazoa; Chordata; Actinopteri; Osteoglossiformes; Mormyridae
Product: connector enhancer of kinase suppressor of ras 2
Exons: 24
Coding region: 391-3606 (1071 amino acids)
Biological process (GO): regulation of signal transduction
Cellular component (GO): cytoplasm; membrane
Molecular function (GO): protein binding
Source: RefSeq, a predicted model, not a curated record